GCGUCUCUUUUGAGUUGCACAAAGUAAAGAAAAACGCUGCAAAGUUCAGAGAGUUUAGCGUUUUCCUUCGCCGUAGCGAUGUUUUGAACCGGCAUAACACAACAUCGGCUAACAUUCAACUCUCAGCAGCAUGGCCGACGUUGACGAAGCCUGCAAAAGCGUCAUCGCUUGGGUGGAAGCGGCCGUGUCUCCUACGACAUCACCCGAACGGAGAGCGGAGGCUUACAACGCGUAUGAAGAUUUCAAGGAAAAGUCGCCACUGUGUGCGAAGUGUGGUUUUGUGCUUGCGGCUAAGGGUAACCAUGCCGUCGUGCGCCACAUCGGACUGCAGCUUGUGGAGCAUUGUAUCAAGCUUCGCUGGAACGUGAUUACGAUUGCUGACAAACAGUUUAUCAAGGAGAGCGUUAUGAAGAUGAUGGCAGAGGGAACAGACCACCUUCUCGUGGAGCAGUCCCACAUCAAGGACGCACUCGCAAAGUUGCUCGUCGAGAUGAUCAAGCGCGAAUGGCCUCAGCAAUGGCCGCUGCUCAUGGACGAGCUGAACAACCUGGCUGUACUUGGCGAGACGCAGAAAGAGUUGGUGCUGCUGACAUUUCUGCGGCUGGCCGAGGAUGUGGUGGACCUUCAAACGGUGCAGGGACAGCGCAGGCGAGACCUGUACCAGGCACUUGUGGCAAACCUGUCAGCCAUCUGCGGCUUCCUUGUCCGCACGCUCGACACUCACUACACUCGUUAUCGUGACCUGAGGGACCAUCAGAAAGCGGACGAAAACAACCAGGAGCUGUCUCUGCACCGGCAGCUGACUGAGACCACGCUGCUAACCAUGGCGGGCUUCGUGGAGUGGAUCCCUUUGGGCGAGGUGACGGGAUCGGGCGGCCUGUUGCCCCGCAUCUUCUGCUUCCUGCUCUCGGACAGGAACCUGCGCAUUCAGGCUGCUGAGUGCCUCCUGCAAGUACUUGCCCGCAAGGGAAAGCCAGACGAGCGAAAGCCGCUGCUGGCUCUGUUCAACCAGGAGACGUUGGAUGCCAUCGUCUCUGCCCUGAAGUCUGUGUCCAGCGAGCCCUUGAAUGAGGCCUCUUUCCUCUUCAUGAAGAAGCUGUGCUCGAUCACGGCCAAUCUCGGACAGAACUGCCUAACACACUGGAACAUGGAAGCUGAGCGGCCCUCGAUGGAACUCUUUCUAGUCUACCUGGAUGUCUUGUUGUCCCUGAUGCAGCAUCCAAGCCAGGCUGUGAACAGCAUCACCCUGCCAGUGUGGGCGGCCCUCUUUCGACAUCCCGAAGUCUCACGCCUGGAGAUUGUGCGCAACCUGCUUCCGAAGUUCUUCAAGGUAGCCACUGAGAAGUUAACAAAGGUCGGUUAUCCUUCAAGAAACGACAGUCCAGCCUGUGCAUACUCCCAGCUGGACUUCGACGGCGACGAGGACUUUGCAGUUUUUCUAGGGAAAUUCAGGGUGGACAUUACGGAGGUCGUUCGCCUGGCCACCUUACUGAACCCCAUAGCCGGCUUCCAGAUGGUGAGCCAGUGGCUGCAGACACUGCUCGCAGCCAGAAUCGAAGUGGGAAAUGAACCCGACAACGGCCACUGUUCACCCAACUCGCCAUCCAGCAUACGUUGGGACGCCCUCACCGUGUUCAUGGAUGGCGUGUUCAGCCGGUUCCUGUCCUCCCCUAACCCCAAGCCAAGUGCAGAAGAAGGCAUCUUCUUGCUGGAGUCCCUACUUAAUUUCGAAACAGAGGACCCAGUGAUCCAGUCCUAUGCCCUGUCCUGCAUAUCCAACUUAGGUGUCUUCCUCACGCUUGCACCAGGAAGUCUACCCAAGGUCCUCAACAAGCUUUUCUCCUGUGCUGUCUUCACGUUGCCGAACCAGCCAGCAAUUAUCCAGAGCCGUGCUUUGCGCAACCUGAGACGCCAUGCGUGUGCUGGACUGGUCAAGUUGUGCCACCUCUACCCAAAGCUCGUCAUGCCCUGCUUUGACCAGAUCUACUCUUCAGUGAAGAGGAUACAAACACAAGACAAACUGAUCUCGCAGCUCGAAGCGUGCACUCUGAUUGAAGCACUGCUUGUUUUGAGCAAUGAAUUCAACGAUUACGAGCGGCAGUGCAAGUUCAUCAUUGAGGUUGUUUCGCCUGCCACAGGCCUAUUGGCAAGGGAUGAAAUGAAAGUGGUGGCAUCCUCACCUGAAGGAUUCAUGUCAUUUUUGGGUCUCACCGAAGCACCAGUGGAGGUUACGGCCGAGGACAACAGUGGAUAUAACCGCUCCCAGCUGCUGCACUGCAUGAAUAUCUUCAUGGCUCUCAUCAAGCGGUGCCGGUGGCCCGACGACGUUGAGGUGGCCAAGAAAGGGGGCUUCUACUGCGAGGGCAGCGAGACUUAUCAUUCCGCAUAUUUCCGGAAUCCAGCGACACCUUACGUAGUGUCACUACUGCCAAUCGUGGCUCAGUUGCUAAGGACUUACAACCAGUUUUGGAGUCCAGAAGCACGUGCCAGGGUGCAUCCGGCAUUCGCUCCAGCCCUCGACAUACAUGACAGUGAGAAGAAUUGCAUCUUGGGUGUUCGAGCCGAGGGAGAGUCAUCAGACACCUCGGGUUCAAAGCAGCCCAUCGACCGAGCAAAGAGCUUCAUGUUCAGCUUUCAAGACUAUUGCUUGCAGAUCCUGGGCAAUGCGGGACAGUCAUUGGGCCCCGAGUACUACCAGACACCGGGUUUAUCGGAAAUGCUUGUCAACGGAGCGUUGGCAGGUCUCGACCUGCUUCCAGACUACAGGCUGCGACCUAUUCUGCGCACGCAUCUUUUAAGGCCCUUCGUGCAGCACUGUCCGGCCGAGCUUCAGCCCACGGUUGUGCUGCCCCUGCUUAAGCCUGUGCUUCCCUUUGUGUUUCAGAAACUCAAUGUGAAGUGGGAGAAGUUCAGGCUGAAAUAUGGUAAUAGUGUCGACUAUGAGACAGAAAUGACUGAGGAACAGGAACUGUUGGACGACCAGCUGAACCGUCUGCUAUCACGUGAAUACCUUGACGUUUUGGCGGCCGUCCUGCUGACCAAGCGAGGCCAGCAAGAUGCCAGCCUCGAUAGCAUGAACGAGGACCAGGAAGGAAAACAGGUGGACUCAAGCGCGGCAACAAUCUCUGCAUUCGGAGCUGCCAUUCUCAAAACAGAGGAGCUGUGCUCGCCCAUCGUGAUGGCUGUGUUCAACGCCUUGCACUGGUCUGACACAGCUGCAUCCUUCAAGGCCUUGCAGCUGAGCAUGCCCUUGCUGAAAGUUAUGUUUGAGCACGGAUUUGUCCGAGACGAAGGCAGUGCAGCAUACCUGCUCCGGUGCGUGCUGAUGGGGCUGCAGGUGCUGGGCGAGCACGACAUCAACCAGACCCUGCUGGUUUCUCUCGGACUGGCCUUGUACCAGGCCGCGCGGCCUCUCUUUCCGGGACUCUGUACCACCUUGCUCCAGAUCCCGGGAUGCACUCCGGAGGCCCUGGAGGCCUUUGAAUCUAAGCUCCAGCCCCCAGGUGACGGGAAAGCCCUGCCCGAGAAGAAGAAGAAGGACCUCUUCAAAAGGCUAAUCUCGCCUAUCAUAGGGAAGAACAUUGGUCAACAGUUCAAGGCAGCCAUCCAGAUUAUGAACCUGCCUCCGAUGUUCCGGCCUCAGAAGAUGGCUGUAGAAGACGAUGCCGUGGACAAUGCCGGCCUGCCCACCCUCUUUGGGCAGGAGCAGGCAUAACUGCGCGCUUUCCGUCAUCUGCUCGCGACAUUCCUCGCCUAGGGCCAUCGCAUUUCCCUACUUACGGGACAAGGCAUAGGGUUUCGUCAUCAACCGUGAAACCUUGAGAGUGUGGAACUUCUGCAUGCGCAGACUGAUCUUGGAUGCCAUGAUUUUUCCGUUGAGUUUUAUAGAGAGAUGAGUCGUUGGAACACUAGCACUGCAGUUGGUCAAUGACCAUGGAAGUGAUGAGCAGCGCAGGCUCUGGAUUGACAUUUGUUGACUCACGUGCUGCGAUAGCUGAUGAACUUGUCUGAUUCUGCGAGGCUUAUUCUCGUCUGCUCAUUUCAGUUCCCAGUUUUCUUGUAACUCGGUAUUGGCAUGGGAUUUCCACGAAUUUGCGCAUAAUAUUACAUGUGUCUUUAUUUGACAGCCCUUCACAAAGCAGUUUUGUAACAAAGUGUUAGCUCUGCCAUUUGUGAACAAUAUUAUUAAAUAAGCAGACGUCAAUUUACAAGAAAAAUACUGACAAACUUGCAAGUUUGCAACAGUUAAAGUCGUGUGCUACAUUUCUGGGGAUAAAUAUUGCGCAGUAUGUGCACUAUAAAACAUAUAUUAGUAACAUAUAGCACUGGCUUUCUUGUAAAAAAAAGGCAUUUCAGCAGCCAGAGAGUGCCAUAUCGCUCACCAAGCCAUAAGCCAAGCCAAGCCAUGUUUCUUCUCAUCACUCCCAUGCUUGUUGAAAACAGGCUGAUGAAAUACGCAUAGAUGCCGGCGCCACAAUUUUCUAUCUGGGGCAAAACUCGGUGGGGUUAAAGAAUUUGUGCCAUCACAUCCUGAAUGUCACACACUACGUGUGAUUACUGUGAAGUGUCGUUCUAUUGAGGUUUCUGGGUGGUUCAGAUGUUCUCUUAAGGUGCUGACAGUAGUCACUAGAGUGAGAGUUUAGGCGUGAAGUGGACGUGAUAGCUCGUCACGGAUGGCUAUUCCUCGUCUUGAAAGGAAUUUUGAAUGGUUGACUUCACCUGACGGCGUGGCAGCUCAGGGGAUUUGACCAGUAAGAUUGUCACCAAGCAGAUGUGCAAGUUACUUGCAGAGAAAUGGUAGCUUUGUACAGAAAAAUUGCCAUAGAGGUUGAUCACAGGACAAAGGCUCUGUGUCAACACGUUUUGCAUGUCACAUUGCAGAAUAUAGUUGCUGUGAAACACGGCUGCUGAGGAUAUUUCUAGAAUCUUGCCACAGAGUUUGUUUUUGUUUAGGGUAGGAAUUCCAUUGGACUCCUAUUUGAUCAGUCCAAAUGUUUACAGGUAGCCCUUGGUGUGCUGGGCCAGUUCAUGACUUAACUAUAGGAUAGUUGUGAAUGAAACGAAUGCAUCAAGGGUUGUUUCCAUUCAUGACAUGAGCUCAAUUUAACCUGUGCCACAGUUCUUCUCGUUUGAAGUGGUUAUUAAACCACGCCUCAUGUUCUCUUAGCACCAAUAUGUUCGUGCCAUGAUGAAUAUUAAAUUAAAAUGCCUUGAUAUACUAAUUCACUUGUACAGUUAAACCUGGAUAUAACGAAAUUGACAACCAAAAACUUCGUUAUAAAAAGGAUUUCGUGAUAUGCAGGAUUCGGCACGAAAAUUCGAAAAAGAAACGCUUACUGUAUUUACUCGAUUCGAACACGCCCUCGAUUGUAACGCGCAACCGUUUUCCGUUUUCGUCGAAGCACUCAUCCUUGGAAUGUCACACCAGGUACUGGAUGCGUAGACGCGUGUCGUUUCGCACAAGCGCGAGGCGUCGGAAACGAAGAGCGAGCGACACAAUGGCGUCGUAGCGUCGUAUAGUAUCACCUAGUGUCAGGUUAGUGAAGUGAAGCGCAGAGACUUACGCAGUAACCAAAGAGUGGCGCUGCCAGCGCAUUGAAAAUCGUUUUUUUUUUUUUUUUUUUCUUUGGCAACAUCAACUGGAAAAGGAGAGUGCCGGCUUGGCGGUCUAGGCCAGCUGUAGCAAGCGGCGGGAUCAGGUUUGAAUGAAGGGAGGGGGAAAGGUCACGCCCGUGGCAGCAAGAUCGCCGGGUCGAGGGAUGCAGGCCCGCCUCGCGCACGCUUGCACGCACGCACACGGCACACGUGCGCUCGCUCUCGCCUCACAGUCGCCGUGAAUUCGAGCGCGCCAAGCGCGACGCCGCCGCUUCACAUUCCGUCACGGCGGAGAAGGUGCUUCUGGUUGCUGCUCGCGCAAAAAUGGCAAAAUUUGGGGCAAAAUCUCUAGGUUGUUGGCGGGAACAAUUCGUUAUUUCGAGGGGUCUCCUGCGGUCACUUCUUCGCUGUAGAGGUCUCAAAUACAUGUGCUUCUAUAGAGUAACGGCGGGGAAUAGAAAAACUUCGUUAUAUCCAGGAAUUCGUUAUAUGGAGGUUCGUUAUAAGCAGGUUUAACUGAAUAAGAUUAUCCAUCUUGUUACAUUCAACUUGUUUGCAUAUUCUGUGCACAUUUCUCAAACUGACGAGAAGUGCUGAUUUUGUAAUUUGUUGUCUGAUGCUCGAGUUUUGCUUAUUCUGUCUGCAGAGCAUGUAUAGGGGGCUAGGAUGAUUACUGAUUUAUCAGUUAGGCUACCUCAUAACACAGUCAUUUUAAUUGUAUUACGUACACAAGUUGUUGGCGAUAAAAAGUUAGAGUCACAGUCUCUCUAGUGAAGGUUUCUUUAGAAUGCAAACAGAGCAGCUCAUGUACCAAAUGUUGUGAUAGCUACAAUGACAUUUCUAAGCAAACUUGAUAAGAAAUUUAUUUGCACAAAAUUUAGUACACAAACUGCUCCAUUCACAGUCAAAGAAAGCUUUUCAGUGAAUCUGCGUCUGGUCAUACCGAAAAUGUUUUUAUGCAAAAUAUAAUAAAAUAAAGAUAAGUUAUUAAGUGCUCAGAAUUUCUUACAACCUGCAUUUCCUCCAGUGCACUUGCUUCAGCAACCACUGUGCAUCCACUGUACAGAACCACCCCAACAGCUCAGUUUCCACGUCAGCCAGCUGACGUGGAAACUGAGCUGUUGGAGCGUUGCCAGAACACUAAAAGUGCUUGUUAAAGAACGACAUGCCCCAGCCAUAGUUCGUAACCUCUAUUUUAACUCAAAUUUUACAGGGAUAAUGACAGACCACACUUUAAGGAAGUUUUUUUUUUUUUUUUUUUUUUUUUUUUUUUUUUUUUGUCAGUCUGGCUGGAAACUUAUGGAAAAGGGACGCUUUUCUUUUCCCUUUUAUGUAUUAUUUCCAACCAAACGUGAAUUACUGAGUAGGUGGCAGGAAUUCCGUUUUAAGUUUCAAGUUUAUUAGCGUAAAUUCAUAUGCAGUAUGUAUGGGCUAAACAUAAUACGUUUUCAGGAGGAGGCCGAAAAGCGAAGAUUGCGAGAGAGCACCUUUAAUCAUAAUUUGAUAAAAGUUAAAUGCAACAUUCAUCGUGUGGUUGGAGCUUCAAAAGUGUUGCAGGGUGAGUCGUGUCACCACUUCUUGAGGUCUCUUGUGCGCAAUGUUGGGGCUAAGUUUCAGCUGUGUACAGACAAUGCCUUUGUCAAGCUUACUGAACUGGUUGGUGCUAAUGGCUGUGUCAAGGGCUGCAUUAAGUUGACUUAACUGCGUUUGCGUGUGCGUCCAAAGCAACAGUACUUUAAAAUGUGUCCUUAAUGCAUGUUUGUCAAGUCAGUCGUGAAAGUUCUCGUACCAUUUUUGUACUGCACCACGUUUGUCAAGCAACUUAAGUCCUUGUAGGAUCUAUACAAUUAUCCACAAAACUUUCUGGGACACACGAGGAAGAGACUAAGGAGACUUCGUUUCAAUUGGGAAAAGACGAAGGAAUGAUGUCAGAAGGUAGGCAACUUUGGUGUGCAGCCUUGUAGCAUGCCCUAAUGAUGGUAAUCAACGCAGCUGCAAAAAUACAAGAUCAGCGCAAGUGACCAAGGAUGAGCAAGACUGUGGCAUGCAGUGUUGUAGAUUACGAACGUAGUCAUAACUAAACUGGCGCAUGUCAUCCCUACUCUUAGUGAUCAUUCAGUGGGCAGUUGUUGCUUGUAAAGAAUUAUCUGCUUUCGCUUACAAUGAGUCAUGUUUAUUCUGAAAGUGACUGAUGAAACUUGGAAGGGUUUUUUCAUGCUACAGGAAAUAAUGCCACGCCGACUUACCAUAAGAAGAAAGAGUUCAAAAUAAGUCAGCAUGUUUGCUAUUGCCAUGUUUCUGAACUGCAGGACUGCAUGUCACUUCAUCGUUCAAUGUUCAUCAGUUACAUGUCCUAAUAACUUCAUUGUGUUUGUUUCCAUAGCAUUCAAUUUGUGAGCUCGCGCUUAGACUGCAAAGAAACCAUUUCUUAUUGGCUCCCUUACAGAAACAUUAUUUUAGUUUUGUUAGAGUUUUCAUUUUCUUUGUUGUUUUAACAUUGUGUGUGAGGGUGAAGCACAUAAAGCAAGGGGUGAUAAGCUGUUGCGCACAUUGUUUCUUUGUAUUCUGAAGUUGUAUUAACUUUUCAUAGACAACUAUAUAUACUCAGCCAGUUGGGUGAAAUUUUUUGUUAGCAGUUGUUUAUGUUGCAUUGUAAAUUCCUUCUUCGACAUUACCAGUUUUCUUUCAGAAUAAGCAUUGUUCAGGUGUUUACAGGUGCUUUUACGGUGUAUCAGCUGCAAUAGAAGCAUAUUUUUGUACAUUCUUGCUUUUGUGAUAUAAACCAUCGUCAUGUGUGAAAUUAGGAGAAACUGUAAAAGUGAGCUCUUUUAGUCGAUAUGCUGUUCCUUUGUUUUUUCGUCCUGUGGUGAGAACGUGCAGUGUGAUAAUGAUAGAGCUGCCGCGAGUCUUUUGCUGCUGAAUCAUGUGAGUGUUGUUUGCACGUGCCGUGUAGUUUUUCCCACCCUGUUCAUAAUCGUGUCUAAAUGUGUGUGCAAGUAUUGGCCCUUUUUUCAAUCUGAGCAGCUGCAUCACUGCAAUAUGUUAUUGCAUCUUCAUCAUUACAGCUGCAGAAGGGUGGUGUGUUAAUAUAGCCAUGUGUGCUUGCAAUAAAGCAUCUGAAGUCAAU
Molecule: messenger RNA, 8722 nt
Organism: Dermacentor silvarum
Lineage: Eukaryota; Metazoa; Arthropoda; Arachnida; Ixodida; Ixodidae
Gene: Ranbp21
Product: exportin-5
Exons: 33
Coding region: 131-3715 (1194 amino acids)
Biological process (GO): RNA export from nucleus; protein export from nucleus
Cellular component (GO): nucleus; RNA nuclear export complex; cytoplasm
Molecular function (GO): small GTPase binding; RNA binding; nuclear export signal receptor activity
Source: RefSeq, a predicted model, not a curated record